UUUCUCUGACCAUCAUGUCUGGUUACUGAAGAGAGACACUCGGAAAGCCCUCUCUUCUUUCGCCGCCUCUGUCUCGACUCUUUUGUCCCUGAUUAGUUAUAAGAGGGAGGAAGGAAGGCUGUUGUAAACUGAUUGAGUUUAGGAUUGCCUUCUAAUAUCGUUAUACUUAGUGAUAGCAAUUAGUGGUGAACUCUAAAGACUAGUCAAAAUGGUGAAGUUUACAGCUGAGGAGCUUCGUCGAAUUAUGGAUUUCAAGCACAACAUUCGUAACAUGUCUGUCAUCGCACAUGUCGAUCAUGGGAAGUCGACUCUUACAGAUUCUCUUGUGGCUGCUGCUGGUAUCAUUGCACAAGAAGUUGCUGGUGAUGUCCGUAUGACUGAUACCCGUCAGGAUGAAGCAGAGCGUGGUAUUACAAUUAAAUCUACUGGUAUCUCACUCUACUAUGAAAUGAGUGAUGAGGCACUUAAGAGUUACAAGGGGGAGAGGAAUGGAAAUGAGUAUCUCAUCAAUCUCAUUGAUUCCCCUGGACACGUUGACUUUUCAUCUGAAGUCACUGCUGCUCUUCGUAUAACCGAUGGUGCACUUGUGGUGGUUGAUUGUGUUGAGGGUGUCUGUGUCCAAACUGAAACUGUGCUUCGUCAGGCUUUGGGUGAAAGGAUCAGACCUGUCUUGACCGUUAACAAGAUGGACAGGUGUUUCCUUGAGCUCCAGGUUGAUGGAGAGGAGGCUUAUCAAACAUUUCAGCGGGUAAUUGAAAAUGCUAAUGUCAUCAUGGCAACAUAUGAAGAUCCCCUCCUUGGGGAUUGUCAGGUCUACCCUGAGAAAGGAACUGUUGCUUUUUCUGCUGGUUUGCAUGGUUGGGCUUUCACCUUGACAAACUUUGCCAAGAUGUAUGCCUCAAAGUUUGGAGUGGAUGAGUCUAAGAUGAUGGAAAGGCUAUGGGGUGAGAAUUUUUUUGACCCGGCUACCAAGAAGUGGACUACGAAGAACACUGGGUCUCCAACUUGCAAGCGUGGCUUUGUGCAGUUCUGUUAUGAGCCGAUCAAGCAGAUUAUCAAUACUUGCAUGAAUGACCAGAAGGAUAAAUUGUGGCCAAUGUUGCAAAAGCUCGGAGUCACCAUGAAGUCCGAGGAGAAGGAUUUGAUGGGCAAGGCUUUGAUGAAGCGUGUUAUGCAGACCUGGCUUCCUGCAAGCAAUGCUCUCCUGGAAAUGAUGAUCUUUCACCUUCCUUCUCCUUCCAAGGCUCAAAGGUAUCGUGUUGAGAACUUGUAUGAGGGUCCACUUGAUGAUCCUUAUGCUACUGCUAUCAGAAACUGUGAUCCUGAGGGGCCCCUUAUGCUUUACGUUUCUAAGAUGAUUCCAGCUUCUGACAAGGGUAGGUUCUUUGCUUUUGGUCGUGUAUUUUCUGGCAAGGUCUCAACUGGUCUAAAGGUUAGGAUCAUGGGUCCAAACUAUGUACCUGGUGAGAAGAAAGACUUGUAUGUUAAGAGUGUUCAGAGAACUGUUAUUUGGAUGGGAAAGAGGCAGGAAACUGUUGAGGAUGUGCCUUGUGGUAACACUGUAGCUAUGGUUGGUUUAGAUCAAUUUAUCACUAAGAACGCAACUUUGACCAAUGAGAAGGAAGUUGAUGCACAUCCCAUUCGAGCUAUGAAGUUCUCCGUCUCACCUGUUGUGCGUGUCGCUGUGCAAUGUAAGGUUGCAUCUGAUCUGCCCAAGCUUGUUGAAGGUCUAAAGCGUUUGGCCAAGUCAGAUCCUAUGGUUGUAUGUACCAUUGAGGAGUCUGGAGAGCACAUCAUUGCUGGUGCUGGGGAACUUCACCUGGAGAUUUGCUUGAAGGAUUUGCAAGAAGAUUUCAUGGGUGGAGCAGAGAUCAUCAAGUCAGACCCUGUUGUGUCCUUCCGUGAGACUGUCCUUGAGAAAUCUUGUCGGGUUGUGAUGAGCAAGUCCCCCAACAAGCACAAUCGUCUCUACAUGGAGGCAAGGCCUAUGGAGGAUGGGCUUGCUGAGGCCAUUGAUGAUGACCGUAUUGGUCCAAGGGAUGAUCCCAAGGCACGAGCUAAGAUAUUGUCCGAGGAAUUUGGUUGGGAUAAGGAUCUGGCUAAGAAGAUUUGGUGUUUUGGUCCUGAGACUACUGGACCUAACAUGGUUGUUGAUAUGUGCAAGGGAGUGCAGUACCUUAAUGAAAUCAAGGACUCGGUCGUAGCUGGGUUCCAGUGGGCUUCAAAAGAAGGUGCACUGGCUGAAGAAAACAUGAGGGGCAUUUGCUUUGAAGUAUGUGAUGUGGUUCUUCAUGCUGAUGCUAUUCACAGAGGUGGUGGUCAGGUCAUUCCCACUGCUAGGAGGGUUAUCUAUGCAUCUCAACUCACAGCUAAGCCCAGGCUUCUUGAGCCAGUUUACUUGGUUGAGAUCCAAGCCCCUGAGCAGGCCCUUGGAGGUAUUUACAGCGUUCUUAACCAGAAACGUGGGCACGUCUUUGAGGAAAUGCAGAGGCCUGGCACCCCCUUAUACAAUAUCAAGGCGUAUCUCCCUGUUAUAGAGUCUUUUGGAUUCUCCAGUACUUUGAGAGCUGCCACCUCUGGACAGGCUUUCCCACAAUGUGUGUUUGAUCACUGGGACAUGAUGUCUUCUGAUCCACUCGAAGCAGGUUCGCAGGCUGCACAGCUUGUUGCAGACAUCCGCAAGAGGAAGGGCUUGAAGGAGCAGAUGACUCCUUUAUCCGAGUACGAGGACAAGUUGUAAGCGGUUCAUCAAGUUGAUGAGCUGCAAAAUUUGCUAUUGCUUUUCAGUUUGCUCUCUGUUCCUUACAUUAUGAGUUAAUGUCUAGUAUUAGAUGUUUUUCAAUGGGAGUAGUUCAUCUUUGAUGCCACAUUUCCCUUUUAGGAGUUUUGAGUAUGAUGAGGACUAUUAAUUAUUGUUUUGCGGUUUUAAAGUUAUCAUGAUUUGAACUCUUUCGAGGAAUAUUUGCGAGAGUUGCUCUCGUUUUUCUU
Molecule: messenger RNA, 2988 nt
Organism: Manihot esculenta (cassava)
Lineage: Eukaryota; Viridiplantae; Streptophyta; Magnoliopsida; Malpighiales; Euphorbiaceae
Product: elongation factor 2
Exons: 5
Coding region: 209-2740 (843 amino acids)
Biological process (GO): translational elongation
Cellular component (GO): ribonucleoprotein complex; cytosol
Molecular function (GO): GTPase activity; ribosome binding; GTP binding
Source: RefSeq, a predicted model, not a curated record